Messenger RNA from Leptinotarsa decemlineata (Colorado potato beetle), 1084 nucleotides. RefSeq names its product ran-specific GTPase-activating protein. Gene Ontology annotation, cellular component: nuclear pore; cytoplasm. The record is from RefSeq and is a predicted model, not a curated record. Gene Ontology annotation, biological process: nucleocytoplasmic transport. Lineage: Eukaryota; Metazoa; Arthropoda; Insecta; Coleoptera; Chrysomelidae. Gene Ontology annotation, molecular function: GTPase activator activity.
CGGCAACUUUGUCAACAGAAGCAAAGUGGGCCACACUGUCUGUCAGUAAGUCAGUAAAUAGAAUAAAAAAUUGUGAGGAAGGGUGGUUAUUGUAAUUAUUUCGUUUUUGUAAAAUAGUGUGUGUGGUAGCGUGACUGAGGAUGAGUGAGGGACAGAUAGUCGAAACUCCAGAGAAGGAUCGCAAGCAGAGUGACAGUAGUGAUACAGAGUAUGAUCCUCAGUUUAAACCCAUAAUCACUUUACCGGAAGUAGAAGUUUCUACAAACGAGGAAAAUGAAAGAGAACUUCUUAAAAUUCGUGCUAAAUUGUAUCGCUUUGACUCUUCCAGUGACCCACCAGAAUGGAAGGAAAGAGGCACCGGAGAAUUGAAACUUCUUGUACACAAUGUAAGCAGAUCUGUUCGAGUAGUUAUGAGAAGAGACAAAACUCUCAAAGUAUGUGCUAAUCAUUUCAUAACACCAUACAUGGAACUCAAACCAAGUGCAGGAAGUGACAAAGCAUUCGUUUACACUGUUUUUGUGGAUUUUGCAGAUGAGAAGCCAAAAUCUGAAUGUUUGGCUGUUAAGUUUGGUACUAUUGAUAAUGCAGCACUAUUCAAAUCAAAGUUUGAAGAAGCCCAAAACAUUGUAGCCACAGAAUGUGAUCUUUAUAACGGUAAAGGAGAGCAAUAUCUAGGAAAUACUUCAGAAGAAGGUGAAGAUAAUGACGAGAGUAAAGAUAAUGCGUCUGAUAGUGGAGAGUGUGAAGAAGUAACAAUUAAGAUAAGAGAGUUGGAAGUUUCUAAAACUGAGGAUGAAUAAUUUUGAAGAUGAACAUGUGGGUCGCAUAUUAUUUUUCGUAUGUUGAUUUACUUAACUUUUUUUUUUGUCUCUAGUGUGUUCCAAUUUGCAAGGUUAGGUAAUGAAUGUAUUUCUGAAUGUUGACAUGCUUUUGUGGUGCAGCAUUCCAUGCUCAGAUUGAAUAUACAUAUAUUUUUGUAUUUUUGCAUUAUGUAAUAUGCUUUGAAUCUGUUAGAUGUAAUUAUCACCAAGUUUAUUCACGUUUUGACUUUGAGACAUCAAAUAUAUUUUUUCCAAUGAGUAAA